Geodia barretti is the source of this 885-nucleotide messenger RNA. NCBI's taxonomy places the organism in Eukaryota, Metazoa, Porifera, Demospongiae, Tetractinellida, Geodiidae. The record is from the annotation of a GenBank genome assembly.
AUGUUGGUUGACCUGAUUCGAAUCGCUGCCGCGGAUGGAAUGGAGUUGGACGGGGCGUUUUUCGCGCCCGAUCGGGGCUCGACCCCGUCCGGUCCGAUUGACGCUGCAAUGAUAAUACACGGGUCCGGCCGCAACUUUUAUACGCCGGCAACGGCUAACAUGGCGAAUGACCUGCGACGCGCGGGGUACGCCGCGUUGACUCUCAACACGCGGGGUCACGAUACGGUGUGGGUGGACCGGCAGACCGGGGUGGCCGAGGGCAACGCCUACGAGAUUCUGGACAAUAGCCGCCAGGACCUCCGGGCGGGCAUCGAUUACCUCGCGGCACAGGGAUACGAGCGGAUUGCCAUCCUGGGCCAGAGCAUGGGCGCCGUGAAGGUCGCGUACUACGGCGCGGUGGAAAACGAUCCUCGGGUUGCGGCGGUGGUGCCCAUUUCGCCGGUGCGGCUGUCCUGUUCCUACUACAUGGAAUCCCCGGACGCUGAAGAGUUUCGUGCCAACCUUGUGACCGCGGACCGCAUGGAGGCGGAAGGACGGGCUUUGGACCUGUUCAACGUGGAUUUCCCGAUCAAGGAAAUGUUCUCGGCCAUGGCGUACAUCGACAAGCAUGGCCCGCUGGAACGUUACAACAUCAUCGGUCAGGCUCCCAAGAUCAGGGUGCCUCUGUUCGUGCUAUCCGGCUCGCUGGAAACGCACACCCGGCUGCUGGAUGUUCCGCAGGACAUGAUCGCCGGCGCGGUGAACAGUCCCCGGGCCGAGUACCUGGUGCUGGAGGGCGGGAACCAUUCCCUGACCAACAUGAUGCCGGCGGCGGGAGAGGCGGUGGUCAACUGGCUGGCUUCGCUGGAGGCGUCCGUUGGGCAAGCGGCCGCUGCGGCCAACUGA